AUGUCAUCUGGCAUCGGAUCGCUCUUCUCCUCGCUCUUCCUCUACCUGCGCUCGCUACUCUUCUCCAAGCAUCUCGAAAUAUGCGUCGUCGGCUUGCAAGCCGCGGGCAAGACGUCGCUCGUCAACCUGCUAUCUUCGGGCCAGUUCGCGGACGAGAUGGUACCCACCGUCGGCUUCAACAUGCGCAAGGUACGGUCAGGUAACACGACCAUCAAGGUGUGGGACAUCGGUGGACAACCCAGAUUCCGCAGCAUGUGGGAGAGGUACUGUCGAGGCGUCUCUGCCAUCGUCUUUGUCGUCGACUCGUCCGUGCCGCUACCCAGUGCAAAGAACGAAUCGACCGGUACUUCGACCAGCAAAACCUCCGCACCUACCUCCACCACUUCGGCACCAGCCGCUGCACCAGCAGCAUCCACCGCAGCGUCCAAGAGCGAGGCCACACCCGUUCCUGCACCUGCAAUCCCAUCGGCAAUCACGUCGACGUCAGGGCAAAGCACACAGAGUUCGUCGGCGUGGAGCGUGGCCACAGAAGAGCUGCAUGCUUUGAUCGAGAGACCCCAUCUCUCCGGGGUCCCGCUGCUCAUAUUGGCGACGAAGAACGACAUCAAGGGUGCUGCCAGGGUGGACGAUGUGAUCAGGGUCAUGAAGUUGGACACGAUCGCGAAUCGGGAGGUUAGCUGCUACAGCAUCAGCAGCAAGAAUCAGGUCAACAUCGAUGUCACCUUGAAGUGGCUGGUUGCGAGGAGUCCGGUUGGGCAGCGCUGA
Messenger RNA from Pseudozyma hubeiensis SY62, 765 nucleotides. RefSeq names its product potential ADP-ribosylation factor. Gene Ontology annotation, molecular function: GTP binding; GTPase activity. NCBI's taxonomy places the organism in Eukaryota, Fungi, Basidiomycota, Ustilaginomycetes, Ustilaginales, Ustilaginaceae. Gene Ontology annotation, cellular component: lysosomal membrane. The transcript has a single exon. Gene Ontology annotation, biological process: protein transport. The record is from RefSeq and is a predicted model, not a curated record. Bases 1 to 765 code for a protein of 254 amino acids.